AUGGCACCCAACAGAGGCAUCGCUGCCCACUUUGCAGCAUCCAAAGCGAGUAUCAGUCGCUCCACUCGCUCUGUCAAGUCCAAACCUGUCAAAGAUGUCGCCGCACCAGCCCCAGCAACGCAUACCGUGUCGCAACCUCCAUCGCAACAGUCAAUGCCAGCACUGUCCAGCAACGACGCGUCUUCGACUCAGGCUGCUGCUGUUGAGCUCAAAGCUCCGACGACACCCAAAAAGUCGACACCGCGAAGGCAGACUCGCACGCGUUUACGAACACCGGACGAAGGCGAGGUCGAUCGUAUCAUGGCUGAGAACGAGAGUCUGCUUCAAUCGAGUCCAUCGUCUCGACCUGCUCCUUCUUCUUUUGCCUCAGAAGAUCUACUGGUGCCUCUUCUGGGAGCGCCACCUACGACUCCGCGUGCUUCCGCUCGUUCGGCUUCCCGCCUCAGCCCUCUUCUAGAGCCAUCCCACAUCUCGCCCAUCUCGGUCCGCACUGAUCCAGAUACCAACAAGAUGUAUCUCAUGCUUUCCAGAUCACCUGCUAAAGCCUCUUCCUCUUCCUCCGCCGUUGCGAACAGUAGCAGCCCAACGAAGCGAAAGCUAGCCACACCACCCAAGUCGACCUCUCCCACCAAAACGCCCCGCACACUCGACGGCACUCCGCGACGCUUAAUCACAGGCGAACCAGAACGACUUGGCACGGAAGAAGAAGAUGGUCUGGUCCUCACGCCAGGUCGAGCUAAGGGAACCCGGGUGAUGCUCGGCUCUCCUAGCAAGAGCCCGCUGCUCUCCAAGUUGGGUGAUACGCCGAGGGGACAGGCACUCCGACGCAUCGUAGACGAGGAUGACGAGGCUUACAUCACUCCACGCGGCGUGAGGCAGAGACCGAAAGGCAUCCCUCUUCCACCUAUGGCCACACAAUCUGCGGCGGCGGUGUUUCGUGGUGCUCAACUACCAGCUUCCUCGAGUGCACCGAGUCUCGGACAGCCACCGACACUCUCGCAGGCUGCAUCGUCCUCUUCCUUGAACCCAACCGGGUUGUCACACAGCGAGAUCGAGCCUUUGGGAGAGGAAGACCAGACGGAGCUGCCGCAGCCUAAACACGUACUCUCUUCCGAUCUUGCCCUCCCUUCGUUCUAUUCGAGCAUAAUGACGCUCCACGUAGCGCUCGAGCAUGCACUCGUCGUGCACCUCGCCACCGCCGGCUGUGCCAGUGCCACCUUGGAGUCCUCUGCUCAGGCUUCGGACGAGGAUGAUUUCUCCGAUCCCGAACUACCACACCGCCAAGAACGGAAACGAACCAAGACCGUCCGCCUGCCGAAUCUUAUCUCUUAUACAGCUCUGCGACCCCUCGUCGAGCGAUCGGGUGGUCGACGACUUGGGCCAACCGAACUCAAGCGCCUCGCCAGUGUCUGGGUCGACUUCCAACGCUCCUCUGCUGCCCUGCAGCAAGGACGACCAGAAGCAGCGCUCAAAGGCGAAGAGCAGGAGGAAGUACGAGGGCUGGGUUUCAUCAUCUCCAAGACGCGAAGCAUGGACGCACGCACGGGUCGACGGGCGCUCGACUGGGGUAUUGGGAUCGAGCUCGAGAUCAAACGUACCAUUCGCGAGCGUACUCCGCCGACUCAGGUCAACUUUGGUGGAGUCGAAGUGCAAGCUUCUCCUGUACUGCCUUCCUCAGCCGAGGGGUUUGACGAGAGCGUCAAAGGAACGCCCAAGAUGCCUGCAUCACGGUUUAGCACCCCUCCACCACCGUCAUUGUCGUCGUCUACGGAGAGGCAAGCGCUGCGAUCGCCGUACCUCCAUCAACCGCACGCCUCGUCAUCGCCACUGCUCGCUUCGCCGCGGAGGAAGAUGCGAGCAGCAUCGCCAACACCGGCCUCGCCUAAGACACGGAGCAGCGUUGGAGCCGUCAAGGCACGCGAGGGGAUGUCCGUGGUUGCCAUGUGGAACAACGGGCUGGAGACGCGGAAGGCUGAAGUGGGUCGGCGGUUGCGCGAGCGGUGUGCGCGGUUCCAUCAGCUGUGGUUGGACGAAAAAGGAAUCUCGGUUCCUGUCGCGGUAAAAAGCGAACCGCAAGAGCCAUCUACGCCUUCGUCACGCCGAUCGCAGAAGCAGGAACAGGAGCACCAGACAAUCGGCCUUGGUAUAGCAUCUGCUGCUGAUAGCGAUGACGACGAUAACGACGAAGACGAAGCUGGGCGACUACUGCCGAGAGAAGCGAUCAUGGGCGCGGGAGGGCUGCUGACCCCUUCGGCGACGCGGUCGGGCGGUCGACGCGUAGGCAAGCGCAUGUUUCAUAUGGACCCGAGCGAGCUGGAUCGCGAUGGGCUUGCAUCUUCGGGCGAGGACGAAGACGAUGAUGCCGGAUUGGCGAGGCUGCGUGGUGGCAAUGGAGGAAAACAGUCGCUCAUCGAGGAGGUUUCGGGCAGCGUUGUAAGGAGUUCUAGAUCUAUGCCGCAGCUGCGCGCCACUUCUGCCAAUGCUGUAGCGACGGAGAAGGCAGGAGAGGCUGGCGAGAUUCCUGCAGAGGGGGAGCUACUGCACGCAUGGCACCCAGAUUUCCCACUGGACGAUCCGCGUGUUGUCAAACCCGUUCCGCUUGCCACUUUGCCCUCGCUGACGGCAACGCUGGCUACACCGCACCGCAACAAGGACAAGACACUUUUCGGUGGCGGCUUGGACCCCUUGACUCCCAAGAAGCCGGUCAAGUACAUCAGCGCUGUGCCCCUGGCCGCCAGCACCAGCGUCACGCCCGCUGCACCCGCCGCGUCCACCGCGGGCCUGACGCUACGCGAACGCAUCCAAGCGAAAGAGCAACUGCGUCGAACCGCCUCGCUCCCCUCGCUCGCCCCUUCCGCCUCCUCCUCCACCGCCUCAUCUUCGACGCUGACGCCGAUGCAGGCGCUCUCGCAACGCGCGCUCGUUUCGCGCCUCCCCGAACUCUGCUCCAUCCUCUUCAUGCUCUUCUCGAACGGUACCACGCUCUCGUCCACCGGCAUCACCCGAUCACCCACCAUCCCUAUGCACGAUCUGCUCACCAAGCUAGCCAAAAGCGUCAAGAUCCAGCUCAGCGCCCGAGAGUGCAGGUCCGCCAUCGACGUGCUCGCCAAGAUUGCCCCCGGCUUCCUGCUCGUCAUCAACCCGACCGAUGGCGCAAGUGCGAGCGCCGCACAGGGUGGAGGUAAGGAGUAUGUCAGGCUGGGGAACAACGCUCAGACAGGCACCCUGUGGCGGCUUAACGAGGUGCGUGCGAGAAUCGCUGUCGAGCUGAACGGCAAGUGA
Sporisorium graminicola is the source of this 3282-nucleotide messenger RNA. RefSeq lists its product as uncharacterized. The coding region runs from base 1 to 3282 and encodes 1093 amino acids. The transcript has a single exon. The record is from RefSeq and is a predicted model, not a curated record. Lineage: Eukaryota; Fungi; Basidiomycota; Ustilaginomycetes; Ustilaginales; Ustilaginaceae.